AAGGAAUACCAGUCCAUCAAGAUACAGCUGUGCAUGCCCACAUGUGUGUUCCUGCUUCACUUGGGGAAGCACUUUUGUCUGGACAGCUCAAAGCAGGAACUUGACUUCAGAGCUGGAGGGAUGGCUCCAAGAAACAAAAUUUCUGGCUGUUCUUUCCAAACAAGAGAUGAUAAGAGGUGAAGGGGAAGCAAGCAACCAACUGCUGGACUUGUCUGUCUUUUCCUGGACUAUGGCUAUUGCUAACUUGGAUUCUUUCUUCUAAAAAUAGCUGGUUGAUAUACUUUGACCAGAAAUAAGAAAGUACGACUGGCUGGAAACAAUGUCCUUAGCAAUUCUUCUUUUCUGCUUGGCGUUUCUCCAACCCACAGAAUCCUGCAAAGCCCAUUGCCAGGAUGUUAAUAAAAACAGAGUGCAGAUGUCUUCCAAAUCACAAGAUUGUGAAAACCCUUGUAUUGAAAAUUCCUACUGCUUUCAGUCCUGUGCUGCUGGACUUGAGGGGAACAUAAGGUUUCUGUGCAGGAAUAAAGAAUGGCAGAAAUCCACAGAUACUUGCACAAGUCUUAAUGUCCUCACUAUCUUUGAGAACAAAGAAAAAACGUUCAACAUCUUGGUAGCAACAACUCCUAAAAUAAGAACAUAUGAAACAAUUUCAGAUGCUUUGAUGCGAAGAUGUCCAGAGAAUUUGUCUUGCAUACUGAAAAACAUUCAAGAGUCUCCACAAAUACCAGGAAACAUUGAGGUCAUUGUGCAGCUGUUGCAUAAUAUUUCAAGAGUGAUGUCUGAAGAUGUUGAUGAAGUUCGGAUGGAGAGCUACAGCAUCAUGGUGAAUCAUAUCCUUGACAGCAGAAGCAUCUCGAACUGGGUCUUUGUCCCUGAAAAAAGAAGUAGCUCUAUCCUUUUGGAGUCAGUGAUUUCAUUUGUGAGGAACCUCUUUAUGAAGAAGAGUUCUCUUGAUAUCUCAGAACAAUUCAUUCACAUCCUGGGCAUCAGCAUAUCAAAAGACAGCCCCCAAGAAGAGAGCUUGAGUUUUUCCAUGAAAGUGAAUGACACCGAGGAUGAAAUCAUUGGGAUAGUGCUUCUUCCAUGGGAAGAGGUUCGGAAGCUGUCCUUGCCUUCUCAAGCCAUCAGCAUUGCCUUCCCCACACUAGGGGCCAUCUUGGAAGCCAGCUUCUUUGAGAAUGACAUUAUGAAUGGGCUCAUUCUUUCUGUCAUCUUGCCCCAGGAGUUUGAAAGGAUCUCAUUGGUUUUUGAGAAGAUUGCCAAAUCUGAACAUAGCAGAACACACUGUGUUGGCUGGCACCCAACAGAAAACAAGUGGGACAGGAAGGUCUGUGAAAUGGCUCUGGACAGCCCUGAUCAAGCUCUUUGUAGUUGUAAAUUGAACAACAGGUUUACUUCUUUCUCAAUUCUUAUGUCGCCCCAUAACCCCGAGAGCCCGGUUCUCAUUUACAUCAUGUAUAUUGGCCUGGGCAUCUCAAUUGGUAGUUUAAUUCUUUGCCUGAUCAUUGAAGCCAUUGUCUGGCGUGAGGUAACAAAGACAGAGAUCUCCUAUUUACGCCAUGUUUGCAUUGUGAAUAUCGCCAUCACACUUCUGUUGGCAGAUGUGGGCUUCGUUAUAGCUUCCUUCUUUAAUGAUCUAGUGUUACACCAUACUGGUUGUGUGGUUGUUACAUUUUUUAUUCACUUCUUUUACCUCUCUGUUUUCUUCUGGAUGUUCGUGAUGGCACUCCUCAUCCUUUAUGGAAUCGUGAUCGUUUUUCAUACUAUCCCAAAGUCUGUUGUAAUGACUUCUGCCUUCUUAGUAGGAUAUGGGGCCCCUUUGAUUAUUGCUAUAAUUACAGUUGCUGCUACUGAACCUGUAGGAGGCUACGUGCGGCCCAUGACCUGUUGGCUCAACUGGGAUAACACCAAAGCUCUUCUUGCCUUUGUCAUCCCAGCCCUUGCCAUUGUGGUGUUGAACUUGAUCACAGUAGGAAUGGUCAUAAUAAAGACUCAACGGCCUUCCAUUGGCAGCCCCAUGGCUCAAGAUAUAGCAACCAUAGUGAGAAUAAGUAAGAAUGUUGCCAUCCUCACACCACUGCUGGGCCUGACCUGGGGCUUUGGAAUAGCCAUUGUCAUAGAAGAGAAUUCGCUGGCACUCCACAUCGUCUUCUCAUUACUUAAUGCUUUCCAGGGCUUCUUUAUCUUGCUGUUUGGAACAUUCCUGGAUCAGAAGAUAAGGGAUGCUGUAAAGGCCAGAAUAUCCUCUGUAAAAGCACUAUCCAGACUGUCAGAGAAAUUUUCUUCUGAUUUGUCACAUCAUCCUACCAAAGGGUCACACUAACUUGCCAACCCUGGAGCACGUCCUUAGUUCUGGAGGAGCAGAUUCCAACAGGAAACAGGCUUCAUCUUGCCUUCUUUGCAUUCAGAAAUAUGAAGGAUAUUUCUAACUUACAUGGAUUUGGGGUGGAGGGAAAGUGACUGGGGGAGAGUCAGACUGCUGAGUAUUGUCUGUGUCUCUGUUAGAGAUUCUAAGUGUUGACCCCUCUGAUCAGCAGUCUAUGUAUCCAAAGCAA
Messenger RNA from Monodelphis domestica (gray short-tailed opossum), 2555 nucleotides. Its product is annotated as adhesion G protein-coupled receptor F2. Gene Ontology annotation, molecular function: G protein-coupled receptor activity. Gene Ontology annotation, biological process: adenylate cyclase-activating G protein-coupled receptor signaling pathway; cell surface receptor signaling pathway. Lineage: Eukaryota; Metazoa; Chordata; Mammalia; Didelphimorphia; Didelphidae. The record is from RefSeq and is a predicted model, not a curated record. Gene Ontology annotation, cellular component: membrane.